Lagenorhynchus albirostris (white-beaked dolphin) is the source of this 2506-nucleotide messenger RNA. RefSeq names its product leucine-rich repeat-containing protein 37A-like. The record is from RefSeq and is a predicted model, not a curated record. The coding region runs from base 2 to 2371 and encodes 789 amino acids. The transcript is spliced from 7 exons. Lineage: Eukaryota; Metazoa; Chordata; Mammalia; Artiodactyla; Delphinidae.
UAUGGACUGCUGCCUCUGCCAAUUUAAAAAUACUAUUGAGGUUGUCUGUAAGACACUCAAGCUGCGUUGUGACAGUGAAUGCCUGACAGACGUGACACCUUGUGAUGAAGAAACAUCUAUACGGAAUGCAGAAGGAUCGUUGAUGAAGGUGUUACAAGCCCGCAAGAACACCACCACCACUGAGCUGACUAUUGAGUCAGAGAGGGCGUCAUCAGAUAAAAGUGCUGUCACCUUGUCAGGCUUCAUGAAUGAGCAGCUGGACUUUAAGAAUAAAAGUGAUAUUAUCAGUACACUAAAUGACAUACUGCCUUAUACCUCAGAGGGAAAUCUCGGAGAUGUGGAAUCAACAUUAUUACCAUUCAUUCAGCUUCUGUUUUCGAAUACAAAAGAUGGAGAUAUGCCGCAGGGCCUUUUGAAAAACAGUACAAGGAGCCCUUCUGUUACACCUGUACCCAACACUUCAACUAAUAAAAACAAAUUGAGGAAACUCCAUUUUGCGGAAAAUUUGUUAGCUGCAGAAACUCAAGAAAAAAUUGAUGAGGUUAAAAAGGAAGAAAAACCUGCCACGCGUACGCGUUCCAACAUUUCAAGUGCCACGUUUAAAAGCUACAUCUUUCAAAAGAAAUUGCAAACUGCCCAACCACAGAAAGACAGCCUCGCAAACACUGAGAGUACAGAGGAAAGGCUGCUGAGAGUGAACAGGGUCCUCAAGGGCCCAAGGGGCAUACAGAAAAUGCACCUCAAAGCAGUGGGAGAUGAGAGCGUCAGGGGGAAACAGAAUGCCCAGCCAUCUGAGGCGAACACUGCUGAAGAAAGAAGGCUCAGGAGGCCAUCCCCAAGAAAGCUGAAACAGCUUCUCAUGGUUCAGAGUCCCAGGAAGCUGGUGGGAAAGUCCUCCAAUGCAGAGUCUUCAUUCAUAAAGGAACACAAGGCAGCAGGCUCCUCUUCCUGGAAACAGUACUUCAAGGGCAGGCCUUUUGCCUCCAUCCCUCCAAAAUCCCCAUCUGACGUUAAAAGCACAUCAAAAGACUUAUCCAACACUCUUCAUGUUUUAGAGGAUGCGAAGGCUAGAACUAGAAACAUUAAGGACUUCGAACUAAUCUCACAUUCUGGAAAAAAAUACAUCUUCCAUAAAAUUAGGUUUCAUCGGGUCCACAGAAAACCCAAAGGCAAAAGGAGUGGAAAGUUCAGAAAGAAAAGUUCACUCAAUAGAAUGAUGCUUGCAAGCCCUCCGUUCUCUGUACUGAGGAGUCUCAUAAAUUCCCCUCCACGAGAGGCUGUUUCAUCUUCAGGAGAAGUGACUUCUCAGGAAAAGCCUUUUCCAGAAUUAUUUUCUCUUUCAGACCCUUCUACAGAAAACACUACUUCAGAAAACAGUACUGCACAAAAUGUUUCUGAAGAAAUUAUUUCUACAGGAAACUCUACUCUGCCAGGAGGAACCGGCCCUGGAAACACUACCCAUAGGAACGUGUCCACUGCACAUUCUACUGUUGCUGCAGACAACAGUAUGCCAACUGUUCAACACACCAACCAAACACGAUGGGAGUACCACAACACGGGCACCGAAUUAUCCUCUAAGCCCACAGGCUUCGCUUUCCCAGGGCUCACAUCCCCGGGUGAUCAAGUUGAAACUCAGCUAAACCAGCAGCUACGGUCCCUCAUCCCCAACAAUGACGUGCGAAGGCUCAUUUCUCAUGUUAUCCAGACUUUAAAAAUGAACUGCUCGGAGACCCACGUGCAGCCGGCCUGUGCCAACCUCAUCUCUAGAACAGGCCUCCUGAUGAAGCUUCUCAGCAAGCAGCAAGAUGUAAAUGUGUCCGAAGCGGAGGGGGAUACGGACCAGUGGAAAGCUGACAACUACAUCAGUGAGAGCACAGAAGCCCAGAGUGAGCAGAAAGGGCAGGAGUCAAGUGAGCUCACAAAAGAAGUUCCAGCAUAUGGCUAUAACAACAGACUCAUCUUGGCAAUAUCCAUAUCUGCAGUAGUGACGAUUUGGGUUACAAUUCUCUGUCUCAUUGAGAUUUAUUCUCAUAGAAUUGCAAAUGAGGAGGAUAAAAAAAGAAGCAGAAGGGGCUUUUUUAGAUUUCUGCGGCGUAAGAGAAGCUCAGGGGAAAGUGAGAGUCAGGAGGGCGAUUUCGGGAGAAGGCGGCCACUUUGGCUUAAGGAUACCUAUAGGCCCCUCAACGCCACAUGCAUGGAAAACAUGGCACAAAAGCUACAUGACAGGGAGUCUUCUGAUGAGGAUGAGAUAUUCUAUAAGGAUGCAGGGGAAGUCAUCAAAGCCCCAGCAGAGAAGCUUCUGGCUGCCUAUUGGAUUGAUGAAGAGGCGGGUGAGGAAAGUGAGACAGCACACGAGACUGCCACAGAGUGAGCCCUGUUCUGACUCAAGCCACCUGCAAAUGUUAUUUUCUUCUUAAAAUGGCUUCUCAUAUUGGCUUCUCAGCAUAGCCUGUAAAAAUACUUAUUUUUCUGAUAUUAAAAUGUAUAAAUUCAUAACCAAAUUUAA